Molecule: messenger RNA, 1293 nt
Organism: Nothoprocta perdicaria
Lineage: Eukaryota; Metazoa; Chordata; Aves; Tinamiformes; Tinamidae
Gene: NSUN5
Product: NOP2/Sun RNA methyltransferase family member 5
Exons: 10
Coding region: 1-1293 (430 amino acids)
Biological process (GO): rRNA base methylation
Cellular component (GO): nucleolus
Molecular function (GO): methyltransferase activity
Source: RefSeq, a predicted model, not a curated record
AUGGCGCUGUACAGCGCGGCGGCCGCCGUGCUGGCCGGCCUGGAGCGCGGCGACGGCGGCAUCAAGGCGCUCGUCUACAGCAGCGGCUUCCCGCGCGUGCGGCAGCUCUACGCGCUCGUGGCCGAGACGCUGCGCUACGCGCCCGUGCUGGACGCCGUGCUGGACGGCGCCGCGCUGCUGCAGGCCGAGAGGAAGCUGCCCCCGCACCUGGCCAAGGUGCUCGUCUACGACCUGCUCUUCGGCAAGGGCCUCCAGUGCGGCGGCCGGUGGAAGGCGCUGGCGCGGCGGCACCGGGCCCGCCUGCGCGCCGAGCUGGCCCGCCUCAAGGUGCGGCGGCGGGUGAGCCGCGACGAGGAGCUGCUGGCGCCGGCGGCCGGGGCACCCGCCCCAGCGCUGCCGCGCUACGUCCGCGUGAACACCCUGAAGACCUGCGUGGAAGACGUGAUYGACUUCUUCAAGCGCCAGGGCUACUCCUACCUGGGCAAGGCAGCCAGUGUGGAGGAACUGAGCUCCCUCUCAGGGAAGAAAUUCCUGUUGGAUCUUCAUCUCCCGGAGCUGCUGGUCUUCCCUCCACAGACCGACUUCCAUAACAACCAGCUCUACACUUCUGGGCACGUAAUCCUGCAGGACAAGGCCAGCUGCCUCCCUGCCUUCCUGCUGAGUCCGGCCGCCGGCUCCCAUGUCAUCGAUGCUUGUGCUGCCCCCGGGAACAAGACCAGCCACGUGGCUGCCAUCCUGAAGAACAAGGGGCAGAUCUUUGCCUUUGACCUGGACACCAAGCGCCUGGCCACCAUGAACACCAUGCUGAUGCGGGCYGGGGUCACCAGCUUUGAGCUGGCCCAGCAGGACUUCCUGAGCGUUGACCCCAGGGCCUCCAAGUACAGCAAAGUGACCCAUAUCCUCCUGGACCCGUCAUGCAGUGGCUCAGGGAUGGUGACGCGGCUGCCCACGGCAGAGGCGGCCCCCGGCGCCGAGCGGCUGCAGGCACUAGCUGCCUUCCAGCGCAGGAUCCUGAGCCACGCGCUGAGCUUCCCGGCUCUCCGGCGCCUCGUCUACUCCACCUGCUCGGUGCAGCAGGAGGAGAACGAGGACGUGGUGCAGGCCGUGCUGCAGGAGCAGGGCUCGGCCUUCAGGCUGGUGAACGUGUUGCCUUCGUGGCCCUGCCGAGGACUUGCCACGUUCCCUGGGGCCGAGUGCUGCCUCCGAGCCUCUCCUGCGGAAACGCUCACCCAGGGCUUCUUCGUGGCUCUGCUGGAGCGCUGUGGGGAGGAGGCUGCUGCCUGCAGGCCUUGA